AUGGGCCUCCAGCCUGCCGCGCUGCACUAUUUCACCGUGGAGUUUAAGACUGCAGUCCCGCAUCUCAACAUCACCAUCACACAGAGGCUAAACGUGCUACUUGAAACGGCUCAUUGCCCGGCGGGCUGGGUGCACUUGGAUAGGAGCUGUUACCGGGCGUGGCGGAAGGGCAGGCCGUGGGCAGAGGCUGGCCAGGCCUGCAAUGCAGUGGCUUCAGGAGCCCAUCUGGCCAACAUGGAGACGGAGGAGGACUUCCUGUUCAUCUCCUCCUACCUGCGGGCUCUCAACCACAUGGUGCUGCUGUGGACAGGCCUCAACGACUUGCAGCAGGAAGGAGAGCUUCGCUGGUCUAAUGGAGCUGCUUAUAACCUGACGAGUGUGGUGACAUCAUCACUGCCCGCCAAUCAGACGGACUGCUUCGCCCUGCAGAUGAACGCCACUGGCCCAAAUUACUUCUUCACAGGAUUCUUCUGCUACAUGCCCCUGCCGUACAUGUGUCACUACAGAAUGCCACCAGCGCCACCACGCUUUGACCUGCAGCUGGAGGAGGUGAGGGAGAGGGAGGCUCGUUUUCGGUGGACUCCCCUGGAAGACUGGGUGCAGGAGGGUGACGUGGCGGAGCUCUUCCUGCAGUACCAGGAGGUCACGUCUGCAGACAAACCGCAUCGGAGGACUCUGUCACCCAACGCCACCCACGUGGCCGUGCAGGGACUGUCCCCCGGGCGCGUCUACCUGUUCUCCGUCAGAGUGAGGCACCCCAGCGGAGUCACUCGAAGCUUGGGCUCCAUUCUCAGAGUCAUGACCAGGCCCAACCCACCGCAGAACGUCACAGUGAGGAAAGUCACAGCCACGGAAGUGCCUAUGUACUGGACCACCCCUGACCACUCCCACAAUGCCCUGUUCUACCAAUACCUGAUCACAUGGGUGGACGAGGAGGCGGGUGUGACGCAGACUCUGGCUGUGGAGAACUACACCACCUCUACUGUGAUUGGUGGCCUGCAGCCCUAUCACCUGUACAGUGUCAGUGUUCAGACUGUCACUGCCCAGGGCCUGCAGAGCUGUGUGGAUGCACCCCUCUCUGUCAUCACAGCGGUCAGUCCUCCUGGCCGCGUGUUCGUGCUUCUGGAGGAUGUGGGAGAGCAGAAUGUGACGGUGCGCUGGGAGCCUCCUCGGGGAGAGGAGGUUGAUGGGUACUACAUCCACGCCAGGUCAGCCGCUGAAGACGACAGCCCCGGAGAAUUCUGGGUAAAUGGCGCUCUCAGCUUUGAACUGAGCACGCUCACUCCAGGCGGGACGUAUGAGAUCGGGGUGGCAGCUGUGAAGAACGGGAACAGGAGCGAGGUGAAGACCUUCCUGCAAACGUUGAGGCCUAAAGGAGUCGAGAUAGCAGUCCCAUAUAAUGUCAGCACCCACUCCAUAGUGCUGUUCGUUCAAAGGCCUACUGCUGGUGUAUUUGAUGGCAUUAAUGUUAUCUACAAAGGAGGCAGCAAGCACAAGGCCCUCUCCAAAGGGGACGAUAAAGUCAUCAUUGAGAACCUGAUGCCUGGGACCGUGUACGAGUUCUCUGUCUAUGUCACCAGCAGAGGCAUGACCAGUGCGGUCUACAGGGUCCCUGCUGUGAAGACAUGCCUGGCUCCACCCACAAAUGUCCGGGAGGGAGCGGUGACGGACACGUCAAUAGAAGUACUGUGGGAUGAGGCUGAAGGAAGUUUCCAGAACUACGAGGUGGUCUGUGUGGACUGUGGAUCUGCAGUCAUAGUACAGAAGGUAAAGGAGGGCAGAGCGCGGUUUGCUGAGCUGCAGCCGGGGCAGCUGUAUAAUCUCUCCAUUCGGACUGAGAAGGAGAACUUCAAAGACAGUACCCCGGUGUCCUGCAGGAUACGAGCUGCACCCAGUGCAGCUGAGAGGCUGUCCUUUAAUAAGACCUCAACUUCUGUAACAGUCAGCUGGUCCGAGGCUCAAGGUGUCUUCAAUGGUUUUAUCCUGUCAAUCACAAACGCGACUUUCAAAAAACAGGAAAUCCUCACUGCUUCUGACCACAGAAUCCAUCAGUUUGAGGGCCUCUUACCUGGAAGUGAUUACAGAAUUGACGUAAUUACCACAAGUGGUGAGAAGUGGAGUCUCCCAGCCACUAUAGAUGUGACCACUGCCCCUGCUGCCCCCAGAGAUGUGACCUUCAUUGAUCAGGACGGGAGCUCUCUCUACGUGACCUGGAGGCACCCUCAAGGCCAGGUGGAGGGGUACAGGCUCGGUUAUGGCUUGCUGGAGACCAAAUCCAAGCGCCGUAAAGUCACUGUUCGUGACAGUAGCGUCAGGAUCAAGGAUUUGACUCCGGGGACGGAGUAUGAGUUCACCAUCCAGUCCUUCAAAGGGGCAGAGAGCAGUGAGACAGUCUUAAAGCAUGUCCUCACACGUCCCGCCAGCGUCCGCUCCCUCUCUCUGAUACACGUUAACUCUUCGUCUGCUGAAAUCACGUGGGAAUCCGCGGUUGGACCGUUCGACCAUUACAGAUUGACCGUGGUGAACGACUCUGUGGUCCAGGAAGUCAAUGUGUCCAAGGACAGCCUGGCCUACACUGCCUCUGGCCUGCAGGAUGGAUGCACCUACAACGUGACCGUGGAGCGGGUCAGGAAUGGGGUCGGAGGGACCGCUGCCUCUCUGACUGUGACCACAGAGCCAGCCAGCCCGCAGGGUGUCCGCGUCACCAGCGUCUCCUCCCGCAGCUUCUCCCUGCGCUGGAACAGCCCGUCCGGCUGUGUGGACCGGUACCAGCUGGACCUGUCCCCCAACCAUGGCCGGGUCACCCUCCGCAGCCUGCGGGACGGAGGCCUGCAGGCGGACGUGUUCAGUGUCACCCCGGGAACGUCCUACACGGCGACGGUCACCGCGGCCGCUUCGGGUUCCUUCAGCUCGCCCGUCAGUCGGCUCAUCACCACCAACGAGUCCACUCCAGGGGCUCCCACGAAUCUGGAAGGGGAGAGGGUAGGAUCCACAGGCAUCCUGCUCUCCUGGACCGCACCCACCGAUUCCAACGGGAAGAUCCACGCUUACGCCAUCAAGUACAAAGAAGUGUGCCCAUGGCCCGAGUCCACCUUCAACCAAAUGCUGACCUCCUCGGAGAUCCCAGAAUACCUCCUCAAUACCCUCACGCCCGGAUCCACCUACAACAUCAAGGUGGCAGCACAGAACAAUGCUGGAAUCGGAGUCUUCAGCAAGUCCCUCUACAUCAAAACAGCUGAAGCUCCUCCUGGCCUGGUCACAAACCUCACGGCCUUUGCCACCAACCAUUCAGUGGUAAAGGUGACGUGGUUUCUGCCCCGGCGCACCAACGGGCUGAUCACCAGGUUCUCCAUCAAAGCCAAGCACGCCCGCACCGGUCAGACUGUGAAGACUCUGGAGAUCAACGCGGAGGACAUCAUGAACGGGGUGCUGCCCCACUGUAAUGACGCAGCAGAGAUCCUAUCGCGUGGCACUCCCAGCCCGUCAGAGACCUCCCUGCUGACCUCGGCCUCCCUGCCCCCCAUCACCCUGUCAGCUCUGCCUCCGGCCUCCUCCUGGAGCGUGCCCAUCAGUGUGGUGGUGGACCAGCUGCGCUCCUACACCGCCUACGUCUUCGAGGUGUCCGCCUUCACCAGCGACGGCGAGGGCCAGAUCGCCAGCUACAUGGUCCGCAUGCCGGAGUCAGCCCCCGAGGACCCCCCUCAAAACCUGUCCGUGUGGAACGUCACCUCCAAAUCCUUCUCCCUGUCCUGGGACCCCCCCACCAUCGUCACGGGGCGAUUCAGCUACGUCAUCGAGCUGUACGGGCCCGCAGGUUACAUCUUUGAGAACAGCACCCUCGAUCUGAAAUUUAUGUACUCUGGCCUGACGCCAUACACUCACUACCGAGUGGUGGUUCGGGCGAAGUCUGCAGGCGCUCUGGGACCAGAGGCAGAAACCCUUGUGUUAACCCCUGCGGAGGCUCCCAGUGCAGUCCUUGCGCUGAGGGCCACAGCCAUUGAUUCUACCUCGGUGAGGCUCUCAUGGAGGAGUCCAAGUCAACCCAAUGGACUCAUCACCCAGUACAAGAUUCUGGUUCUGAUCCGGGACACGGUGGUUCGAGAUAUUACUCUCGUAGGCCGUACGGAGGAUCUGAAUGGAACUCACUUGAACAGCGAUGGUAUGUUACUUCGCCGUGCACGAGACGCCACCUUUCGCCUGUUUAACCCUUACCAAAGAUUGGGCGACUUCACCCCGACGGCCCCGCCGCCGGCCUCGGCGGUCACCUUCUCCUCCUUCCUGUCCGCCACGAGCCUCACUAACCGAGCCAGCACCCUCACAGAAGCUGCCACCGCCCGCCACACCGCCUCCGCCAUCUCCGCUACCCAGGCCCCUGCCACCACUGCCCUCUCCCUCACCUCCACCCCUGCCGACACCGCCCUCCCCUGGCUGACCGACACCGCCCACCCCCUGCCAUUUACCGACGAGGCUGAGGACGGGCCUGCCACGGCUGCCCUCACCCUCUCCACCGACCCCCCUCCCACAGGCACGCAGGACACCGCCCGGCCGCCCGCCCUCAGCUCCAGCCCCGCCCAGCCCCGCCUCUCCACCCGCGCCGCCGUCAGCGCCGACAUCGCAGCGGGUAAAUCACGCAACCACCACACCGCCGCAGUAACAUCUUCUAGUCUGGAGGUGAUUGAUGUCUCUGCUGACGAGAUCUUCUACGUGGUGACCAACCUCAGUCCCUUCACUGAGUACACCUUCAGCGUGUCUGCCUUCACUGCGGUCGGAGAGGGCCCUUUGUCUGAAAUCAGGGAGAAAACCAGAGAACAAGUGCCGAGCUCCGUUCAAAGCGUGUCCUAUCAGAACAUAAGCUCCACCUCCAUCCGGGUGUCCUGGGAGCCUCCUCUGAACCCCAACGGCAAGAUCACGCACUACACCGUCUACGGCCUGGACCUGUUUAGCAAGCAGGCCUUCCAGAGGGUCACCAACGAGACCAGCGUCGUCCUCUCAGGGCUGAGGAAGUACACCAGCUACAAGCUGCGAGUGGCGGCCUCCACAGCGGUGGGAGAGAGCUCUCUGUCCGAGGAGGACGACAUCUUCGCCGUCACCAUGGAAGACGAGCCCGACUCUCCCCCUGUGAACCUGGCUGUGCAUAAUGUCACCUCCUCCUCUGCCACCGUCACAUGGUCACCCCCCGUGACGCCCAACGGCAUCAUCCAGUUCUACAAGGUCCUGUACGGAAACUCGACUGUGAGGGCAGCGGUCAACAGCCCCUUCCCAAGCGUGACUCUCGAUGGCUUAGAACCGUACUCUCUCUACAACGUGUCCGUGAGAGCGUACACCAAGCACGGCGACGGAAACCAAACGUCCGCAGUUCUGCAGGUGUUAACCGGGGAAGACGUUCCCGGCAGCCCCCCCUAUGACCUGACCUAUGAAAGCAUCAGCUCCAGCGAGGUCAACGUGUCUUGGAGGGCGCCGCUCCUGGCCAACGGCGUCAUCGUCUCCUACACGGUGGAGUACUGGAACUCCACCCACUACCUCAACGUCAGCACGCCCGUCACCUCCGCCCGCCUGUCGAACCUGCGCAAGUACGCCCGCUACCGGGUGGCCGUGCGGGCCAGCACCAGGCUGGGCAGCGGCAACCACAGCAGUGAGGUCCUCAACAUCACCACUCUGGAGGACGUACCAAGUUCUCCCCCACGAUACCUGUUUGCCAGGAAGUUGUCAGAUAAGCAGGUAGAGUUGUCCUGGUCACCGCCACUCGAAGCCAAUUCAGAAAUCCUCUACUACCAAGUUCGCGUGUGGAACCUGACCUCUGAUCACACGGAGAACGUGACCGUCACUUCUGUGAUUGUGGAAGUGGAAGGUGAAGGUCAGUACAAUGCCUCAGUGUCGAGCUGGACCCGUCUGGUCCCAGCUGAUCCUCCCCAGAAUGUGUCCUACAUCAGCCUGACUCCCACCUCUGUGGAAGUCACGUGGUUCCCCCCGACUCAGCCCAAUGGCAUCAUCCAGUUUUACACUGUUUACUACAGUGACAAUGUCACCGUGUACGCUCAGAUAGUUCCCGUUUCCGGUGGAGACACCGAGGCCUCCGAUUCGCCCCACUCAGUGGUGAUUGGGGGCCUGGCCAAGGGCAGCCAGUACAGUAUGUGGAUCACCUCCAGCACCUCACAGGGGGACGGUGACGUCAGGAGCGAUGUCAUCUACUUCUACACCAUGGAGGACGUUCCGGACGGGCCAAUCCACAACCUGACGGCCCAGAACUUCACCUCCACUGCCAUCAUCGUCAGCUGGGACCCUCCGCUGGCGCCCAAUGGGAAGGUGUUCUACCACCUCAGCCUGCAGGAGGCGCACAAGAAUGAGCUCAGCUCCAACAAGACCACCAACAAGACCACCAAUGACACGGUGUUCCUCUUCACCAAGCUGCGCAAGUACACCGACUACGUGCUGCGGGUGACCCCGGCGACCUCCGCUGGCUUCUCGGAGAACAGCACCACCGUCCUGUACCUGAGGACCGAGGAUGACGUCCCCAGCUCUCCGCCUCUGAUGGGCUCCAGCAGGAACCUGUCCUCCUCCUCCAUCCACGUGUCCUGGCUGCCCCCCCUGGAGCCCAACGGGGUGAUCACUGAGUACGUGGUGGUGCUGCAGGGCCUGGGCGGGGCCAACACCACCGUCACCCCCAACACCAGCCUGACCCUCACCAACCUGGUGGCCUUCACGCCCUACAACGUGUCCAUCGCCGCUGGCAACCGCCGGGGCCUGGGGCCCUCCCUCACCCUGCUGCUGCACACGGAUGAAGCAGGGCCUGCAUCCCCACCCAGGAACCUGAGUAUUUUUAACCACACGGCGGACUCGGUGUGGCUGACCUGGGAGGCCAGCCUGGAGCCGAACGGAGUGGUGCAGUACUACGGCUUCCGGAUCCUGGAGGUUCAGCGGCAGACACUGCGCUACCAGAACUCCUCUAGCCCCUCCACUCAAGCCCAGCUGACUGGAUUCAAGCCCCACAGCACCUACCAAAUCACUGUGUGCACCUUCACCAAAGUGGGGAACGGAGAUCAGUACAGCGACCCUGUCACCUUCACGACCAACGAGUCAGUGUCGGAAGCGGUGGGAAACCUCUCCUGCCUCGGGAGAAGCUGGGACUCUGUGUUUCUGGAGUGGGAGGCGCCGGCCCAUCCCAAUGGAGAGCUCACGCACUACGUGAUCCGUUUCGGGGACGGGCGGGAGGAGGAGCUGAGUUCGUACGCGCUCCAGCACACCGUGACGGGCCUUCGGGCUGACGCCAGCUACACCUUCACUGUGAUGGCGGUCAACUCGGCCGGGCCAGGGGAGGCCAGCUCCUGCAACGCCAGCACGCCUCCGGAGUCAGUGCCGGGUCCUCCGCUCUACCUUAACGUGACCGAGGUCCAGCCCACCAGCGUGACCCUGGCCUGGGCCCCGCCGGACAGCGUCCCGGGCCACCUGCGAGAGUACCGCAUCACUGUGCAGCUCCUGUCCCAGCACUGCGAGGACUGGGCCCACGCCGGCUGCGUGGAGACCCAGGUGCAGGUGUACGCCAACGGCACGGGGGCCGUCCAGGAGAUCACCCUGCAGUCCCUCCGAAAGUACAGACAGUACCGGUUCCGUGUGGCGGCCUGCACCAACGCGGGCUACGGGGAGCCCUCCGAGUGGGUCUCCAUUCAGACACUGCCAGGCAACCCUGACGCCCCGCCCCGCAGUGUCACGGUGAUGCCCUUUUCCAGCAGCGUUAGGAUCGAGUGGAAGGAACCUGAGCAGCUGUCUGGCCCCACCUCGUACCUGAUCGAUAUCGUGGAAGGCCCGCUUUUUAACCAGACGCUCGUCAGGAGACCUAAGGAGAUCAGGAUGGUGGUGGUGUCCAACCUCACGGCCUUCACCUUGUACCAGGUGACUGUGACGGCCUUCACUGGGGACGUGAGCGAGGCCAGGCAGAAUGGCAAAGCCAGUGCCCCUGUGUACAUCAGAACUCUGGAAGAAGAACCGAAAGACCCCCCCAACAACAUCACCCUGCAGGUGAUCCCAGAGGAGGUGACGAAGGUGUACGUGACGUUCUUGCCCCCGGCCGAGCCCAACGGGAACAUCAGUGCCUACCAAGUGACCAUCUACAGAGAGGGCCAGCUGGACUUCCAGAUCCCCAGCCUGCGGGUCAUCAAAAACAAGAACCAGACCAUGACCGCGGUCAUAGAGGGUCUGAAGGGCGGUUACAACUACAGCAUAAGGAUUUCUGCAGUCAAUGGAGCUGGACCAGGCCCCAGUUCAGAGGUUCAGCUCACGACUGGAAUCAAAGCGCCACCAAAGCCCACCAGGAGACCGGAGGCAGCGACGGACCGAAACGGCGUUGUCAUGGUGACCUCCAGAAGCAUCACGAUCCAGAUGCCUGUAUGCUUCUUCUCUGACGAUCACGGGCCCAUUCAGAAGGUGCAGGUCAUCGUCGCAGAAGAAGCAGUGAUGGAUGACAGCAACCUAACCAACUGGAAGAAUGCCUUCCAGUACAAACCGGCUCCGUACCUCACGGACGAAGGCUUCCUGAACCCGGUGUGCUACCAGGACAUGGGGCGAAGGGUUCCCUAUGUGGACACAUACGUGAUCGGGGCCGAGGAUGACUGCCUCUCGCAGGGGAAGGACAACACCUUCUGCAACGGGCCUCUGAAACCUAAAACCCAAUAUGUAUUCAAAUUCCGAGCCACAAACAUACAAGGUCAAUACACAGACUCCGACUACUCUGAGCGCACCAGGACCGCAGAUGACCGUCUGUUGGACCGGGACGAGGAGAUCAUCCUCGGGGUGCUGCUCUCUUUCUUCCUGGCUGUGUUUCUCAUCGUGAUCAUCUACGCCUCCGUGCGCAUUCGUCAGAAGCAGAAGGAGGGCGGGACUUAUUCCCCGCGGGAGGCGGAGAUCAUCGACACGAAGUUCAAGCUGGACCAGCUAAUCGCCGUGGCAGACCUGGAACUGAAGGAGGAGAAGCUGAACCGGUACUCCUCGUUUUUCUUUAGGCGGAAGGAAAUAUUUGUGAUCCAGCUUCUCAGUUAUAGAAAAUCUCUCAAACCUGUUAACAAGAAAUCAUUCCUGCAGCACGUGGAGGACCUGUGUGCAAACGACAACGCCAAGUUUCAGGAGGAAUUUGCGGAACUCCCAAAGCUGCUGCACGACCUGGCGACCUCCGACGCCGACCUGCCGUGGAACCGAUCCAAGAACCGCUUCACCAACAUCAAGCCGUACAACAACAACCGAGUGAAGCUGCUGUCAGAACCUGGUGUUCCUGGGUCAGACUACAUCAACGCCAGCUUCGUCUCGGGUUACCUGUGUCCCAACGAGUUCAUAGCCACCCAGGGUCCCCUGCCCGGCACCGUGGCUGACUUCUGGAGGAUGGUCUGGGAGACUCGGUCCCGCACCAUCGCCAUGCUGACUCAGUGUUUCGAGAAGGGCAGGAUCCGCUGUCAUCAGUACUGGCCCGAGGACAACAAGCCGGUCACCGUGUUCGGAGACAUCGUCAUCACCAAGCUGACCGAGGACGUGUUCCCCGACUGGACCGUCCGUGUCCUCAAAGUGGAGAGGCACGGUGACUACAUGGUGGUGAACCACUUCAACUUCACGUCCUGGCCAGAACAUGGCGUUCCCGAGUCCAGCACCACCCUGAUCCAGUUUGUCAAGUCAAUCCGGGCCAACAGAGGCCAGGACAACACCACCAUGGUGGUGCACUGCAGCGCGGGCGUGGGCAGGACGGGCGUGUUCAUCGCCCUGGACCACCUGAUCCAGCACGUGCGCGACCACGACUUCGUGGACGUGUACGGCCUGGUGGCGGAGCUGCGCAGCGAGAGGAUGUGCAUGGUGCAGAACCUGGCACAGUACAUGUUCCUGCACCAGAGCACCCUGGACCUGUUGUCGAGUAAAGGAAACAGCCAGUCAAUCUGGUUUGUUAAUUAUUCCGCCCUGGAGAAGAUGGACUCUCUGGAUGCCAUGGAAGGUGAUGUUGAGCUCGAAUGGGAGGAAACGACGAUGUAAAGAUUGUAUUUAUAUUUUUUAUCAGUUUGCUUCGGCUAUGUCUUCAAUGGCUAAACUGAAAAGACUCCGAUCACGGAAAACUUGUCUGGACACUGGGGCCAAACCACUGUAAAUAGGCAUUUUGAACAAAGCUUUUUCUCAGCUCUGUACCUCCAGCUCUACC
Messenger RNA from Megalops cyprinoides (Indo-Pacific tarpon), 10165 nucleotides. It is a transcript of the gene ptprq, whose product is annotated as protein tyrosine phosphatase receptor type Q. Bases 1 to 10002 code for a protein of 3333 amino acids. NCBI's taxonomy places the organism in Eukaryota, Metazoa, Chordata, Actinopteri, Elopiformes, Megalopidae. The transcript has 59 exons. The record is from RefSeq and is a predicted model, not a curated record. Gene Ontology annotation, biological process: protein dephosphorylation. Gene Ontology annotation, molecular function: protein tyrosine phosphatase activity; protein binding.